This is a messenger RNA of Mytilinidion resinicola, 3583 nucleotides long. Its product is annotated as phosphatidylethanolamine N-methyltransferas-like protein. The record is from RefSeq and is a predicted model, not a curated record. The transcript has 3 exons. Lineage: Eukaryota; Fungi; Ascomycota; Dothideomycetes; Mytilinidiales; Mytilinidiaceae. Gene Ontology annotation, molecular function: phosphatidylethanolamine N-methyltransferase activity. Gene Ontology annotation, biological process: phosphatidylcholine biosynthetic process. Bases 261 to 3200 code for a protein of 979 amino acids.
UGCACAAGAAAAGCGCUCCAUGGCUGCAUCGCACCCCAGCGGCUCUCCCUCAUUGUACAUUCGACCCAGAAGAAAGUGGAUCACGCGGCCCGCCUGAGCUUUCCGCCCGAACCGCUCAUACCGCCCACGUUGCUCGCUCAAAGCUGUGCGACCCCGACGCCCUUCGCUGGCAGCACACCCACCCCACCCUCGCUUUUCAGCACUCCGCGGUUGCCCUGCUCCCCUCGAGAACACCUCAAUUGAACUCGGACGGUCUUGUCAUGGCAGACUUCGAGAGCAGACCGGCCGUCGCGGGCAACGAGCUCAGAGAACGCGCCUCGCAGGCCCCUCCGACGACGCACCCACGAGACUCGUCCCAGGACGCGAGAGCGAAGAUGCUCGAGCUCAAUGCCGCUGACGAUACCGAAGGGGACUAUCACAAGGGCAAGAGGACAUACGGCAGGACCCCCGACGGCGUAGUAUUCACUGUUCCACAGACCCAUGACAUGGUCUCGCAGCUCCUCUCGCCCAGGCAAUCAAAGAACAAAUCCGAUAUUGCAGUCCUCCUCAUUCUCGCGACCAUGGUCUUAACCCUCUACUGGCUGCCGUCCAAGCUCCGGAUUCCCGCAUUCGCCGUUAUUUUCAUGUUCUGGCGAGCGUCGUACAAUGCUGGAAUUGGAUACCUGCUUCAGAUACAGUCGAAUGACCGCAGGCUAGUCACAUGGGCUCGGAAGUCAAAAAUCUUUGAGCACCCCUCUACCGGCAAAAAUCCGCAUCCGAAGCUGUAUGCGCUUCUAAAGAGCGAGAUGGAAACCAAAAUCCCCAAGGACUACAACUUUGACGAAGCUCCAAUCGAGUACAAUACAUGGUUGGUAUUUAGACGCUUCGUAGACUUGAUCCUUAUGUGCGACUUCGUUUCUUACUGCCUGUUCGCUCUGGCAUGUGCUACUAGACCUGCGGAGGAGGGCGUGGCAAUGGCCAUCGCUCGUUGGACGGCCGGCAUAAUACUCUUUCUCUUCAAUCUGUGGGUCAAGCUUGAUGCACAUCGGGUGGUCAAGGACUAUGCUUGGUACUGGGGAGACUUCUUCUAUCUCGUCGAUCAGGAUCUCACCUUUGACGGCGUCUUCGAGAUGGCGCCCCAUCCAAUGUACUCUGUUGGCUAUGCCGGAUACUACGGUAUCUCGUUGAUGGCAGCCAGUUACAAAGUCCUGUUCAUUUCCAUCCUCGCCCAUGCAGCUCAAUUUGCUUUCUUGACCUUUGUUGAGAACCCACAUAUCGAGAAGACUUAUAAUACGCCACCGCCCAGGAAGCGCCACGCGGUAGAUGCCCAAACGCACGAGGAACGUCCAAGCUCAUCACAGUCCAACCAGGGCUUUGCGGACAGCUACCCCUCUAUCGAGUCUGUCACUCAACCCUCGCAGAUUCACAAGAUCAUUGGAAUACAAAACGUAGACUUUCAUCGGCUGAUUGACAUUGUCGUUGUCCUUUUUCAGUUAUAUCUCUUCAGUUUCGCCGUCAUGACACCAUCGACCCGCCUCUAUCAGACCUUCUUCGUUGCUAAUGCUGUCAUCUGGCGACUCUGGUACUCCGUCGGUAUUGGUUAUAUCCUGGACCGUCAAUCGAACAAGAAAAGUUGGACUCGGCAUUUCAUAAAAUACGGGGAUAGCUCCGCCGAAGCCUGGCGGCAGUGGAAAAGUUUGUACCAUCUUAGCAUGACCCUGUGUCACACAAGCUUCCUCUGUGCUGCUUGGAAGAUGUACGCUUUGCCCCCGAAUUGGGAGUACGGCAUGGCUCUCCUUCGGCACAUAAUUGGCGCCGCUAUGGCUGCCUUGCAGCUGUGGACCAUCAUCAGCAUCUACGAGUCUCUUGGGGAGUUUGGCUGGUUCUUCGGUGACUUCUUCUUCGAUCAAUCGCCAAGCAAGCUCACUUAUAGUGGCAUUUAUCGAUUUUUAAACAACCCAGAGCGCAUCCUGGGAUUGGCUGGUGUGUGGGGCAUCGCCAUCAUCACAUGGAGCAAGACGGUCUUCUUCCUUGCGCUGCUAAGUCACAGUCUUACGCUUGCUUUUAUUCAGCUUGUCGAGCGCCCUCAUAUGCAGAAACUCUAUGGUCAAUCCCUUCGGCAGAAAUCCGGCCUUUCCAAGAGUAUUGACCGAUCAUUACCCUCCCCGAUUCGCCAAUGGCGUGGAGGAGUUGAUCGAGUGCUCGGGGAAGCGGUCGAAUUUGUUGAAGAGCUUCUUGAUUCGGCAAGGCCGAAACUGGCUGCUGGUGUUGGCACUUUCGUCAAGGAUUCAACUGCGCUCUUUAGGUCAUACCCUGCCCGUAUUAGCAUCACUCGUUUGGCGGAAGACCUUGCCGGUUUUGACCCGAAAGACUACUCGAUCAAAAUUGAGGGCACACCCGUGUCGGGCAUGGUUGAGAAAGACAAGAGCAGCGGCCGUGAGAGUGAAAUGGCACGAGCACCUGCUUUACGGACCAGCGAGUUUCGCACUCUCACGUAUGAAUAUGGCGCUCCCAUCAAAGUCCGCUGGACAGCGCCGCUCAAUCAUAGCAAGAAGGACUGGGUUGGGCUGUACAUGGUGGCCGACAAUGCAUCGAGAGAUGUAACGCGGGUUGCGUCCAACGGCCGUUGGGUGGCAACGAACCCUAAUGUCUACGAUUCAGCUAGACCUGCGGAAGGCAUUCUGGUCAGUGACAAGCUGAUUGUUGGAGGUGAAAGGCCAGAUGGCGAUAUCUCAGACUACUUUUCCGGCGAGAUGGUGUUUUCCGGUGACAAGAUCUGGUGGACAACGGGCGUCUUUGAAUUUAGAUACCAUCACGAUGGGAAACACAAUGUCAUGGCCAUCUCCCUCCCGUUCGAGAUACGGAUCCCGAGAUUUGAUGAGGAAGAUGCAGAGGUCGAUGCCAAUGGGCUCAUAAGACCAGCUGUGGAAACUACGCUGCUUCCGGUUGUUCAGAACUGUUUUGACCGGGACCCAGAGAUUGCACCUAGCAAUGUCGAUGAGUCUUUCGGAAGCCUCGUUGAGAGGGACGGGAAGUAUGCGAAAAGAGUCGUGUUUGCUGUACACCAAAUGUUCGGCAUCGAGCUCGCGGCUGAGGUGGUGCAGGCUGACGGGAAUGUCAAGAACCUCGCGUGGAGAAUAUGCAACGCGAAGAAGGUCUUGCAACCGUAUAGCAUGUCACCAUCGAAAGGGAGAGGCACGCCCACAGGUCAUGGGUUCUGAUACGUUGAAGUCCUACUAACAUGGGUUGACAUUCUUAGAUUGUACUUGUUUUGUAUUCGACGAGGACGAUCUGGGGACGUCUCCGACUUCUCAUCACCAUCGGACGACUUCUCACACCUCCAUUCCAUUACCUUUCGUACCUUCCGAAGUCAACCUUUCCAUCUAAGAGCAAUGUUGGUUUCCGGGCCUAUUUAGAUCAAGGAAAACAAGAGUUGCUUCGAUUGCCAAUCUUUGUCAAAGCACGCAUACGUCCUGUUUUUCCUUCUUGGCACCGUUUACACCAGUUCUCAGGAUAAGUCAAGACCACCAUCGCUAUAUGGGUAAAAGUACUGCGCUUGCAUUUCCGGGAGGUUUGGUAGCAUAAUUUGGUUUGCAGCAUACGG